Messenger RNA from Chanos chanos (milkfish), 837 nucleotides. RefSeq names its product trypsin inhibitor ClTI-1. The transcript has 4 exons. NCBI's taxonomy places the organism in Eukaryota, Metazoa, Chordata, Actinopteri, Gonorynchiformes, Chanidae. The coding region runs from base 79 to 312 and encodes 77 amino acids. The record is from RefSeq and is a predicted model, not a curated record. Gene Ontology annotation, molecular function: serine-type endopeptidase inhibitor activity; protein binding.
GUUAUAAAGGACGUGCAGUAGCCUACGCCUAUCAUCACUUGCAUCGUCAUUUCACUUUCUCAGCGGACUGAGAGCAAAAUGUUUAUUCGCAGUGUUUUCUUAGUGCUCUGUCUUGCAACCUUGGCAUGGACAGCGGCGUUACCUGCUGAUGGAAAGAUGGACUGCUCACAGUUUUUCCUGCCCAUCUGUACUCGUGAAUACGAACCAGUUUGUGGAAGUGACGGAACUACUUACUCCAAUCCGUGCAUGCUGUGCCUACACAAUUUCGAGAAGGCGGACAGCGUUUUAAUGGCCAGAUCUGGCGAGUGUUGAACCGACUACCACGCAGCUACCCUGAAAAUAUGUGAUCUUAAGUAUGCCAGAUUUUUUUUGUAACAUGUUUGCAGUAAACACAAUUCAUGUUUGUGUUCUGAAUGUCUGAACUUGAGCUCUUCAGAUUCUAACAGUAGCUUUUGAGGAUCAAAGUAAAAUUGACAAUUUCUGAAUUUGAACAAUAUUGCAUUUAAUUUUAAUGUUUUCCUAUUAAUGUUCAUGUCUUCCUGAAGUAAAGAUUUUAUUUCAAUAAUGUCGUUUGUUUUGUGUUUUUAAACAAAUCCUCCACUUUGGUUAUGUUAAUGUACAUAUUUUGCCUGUUUUGGUGUAAAACAGUUUUCAACAUCUAGGUUUUUGUUGGUACUUGGUGUUCUUCUGAAGCUGAUAUUCUGUGUUCUUUUAGUCUGAAUCAUUCUUAUUUAUUUCUAAUUUGUGUCAGGUAUUUACUUGAUUCUGAAGAGAGGGAGUGUUUGUCAGUGAGCCCACAGGCCUCAUUCAUAACCUGUCAGAUUUAAAAAAAAAAAA